Messenger RNA from Mesocestoides corti, 408 nucleotides. NCBI's taxonomy places the organism in Eukaryota, Metazoa, Platyhelminthes, Cestoda, Cyclophyllidea, Mesocestoididae. The record is from the annotation of a GenBank genome assembly.
AUGUUGUUUGCAUCACACCCCACAUCCGCAAAACAAUGCUCCACAGUGUCUCCAGUGGACCUUUAUGUUCGCGUCGGCAACAGAGGUCGAGGCGUCUAUGCGAUCUUCGGGACAGCUAACAUGAGGAUGGGCAAGAAGAGGCAAAAGGCUGCAAAUCGCGCCAAUGCAAGAACCGUUGCUAUCCUCAAUAAGCCCAAGGUUGCCAAGGCAAAGAGCUUCAAGCUGCUGAACUUAGCAACAUACACCUACUCCAGCGUCGAUUACGAGCAAGGUCAUGAUCACCAAUGCCUUGCUCGAGAUUCCGGUGUCGAGAUAGACAUGACGCACCACCGUAUAGAUGCAGAUGGUAUGACAAUCUCUCCUAUGCCUCUUCGUCGCCUUGGUCGUCUUCAGCAGAUUCGCCAUUAA